Benincasa hispida (wax gourd) is the source of this 1437-nucleotide messenger RNA. Its product is annotated as oxysterol-binding protein-related protein 4B-like. Lineage: Eukaryota; Viridiplantae; Streptophyta; Magnoliopsida; Cucurbitales; Cucurbitaceae. Gene Ontology annotation, molecular function: sterol binding. The record is from RefSeq and is a predicted model, not a curated record. Gene Ontology annotation, cellular component: membrane; cytosol.
CAUUGACUGCAAAAUUCUCUCUAUGAAUUCUUAACCUUUGGCCUUUAAAUUCUUUUCAUUUCAUUCAUUUUUCUUCCAACUGAUUCAUUGCAACCUUUAUCUUCAAAAAAUGGAUCCGGAAGGGAGCAUUGGAACAAGGUGCAAUCCAAUUGUAAUUGCAAAGCCAAUGUCUUUAGAGGAGGAAUCAGAUGCGGACAGAGCCUCAAAUCUCCUUCGACAGGCUAUGACUAUCAUCAAAGAUCUACGGCCAGGAUUGGAUCUCAUUACACUCAAAUACAAGGCUCCACCAAACUUCAACAUUCCAAAAUCACAUCUCCAAUGUUUUGGAGAAUCGGUGUAUUGUUCGGGUGAGGAUAUGUUAGGAAAGUGCAAUGCCGGGGGAAGUGCUUUGGAGAGAUUAGCUGCUGUUGUUGGUUGGAGCAUUUCCACUACUCGUCCUCUCAUUUUUGGGGCUUUCCCUUAUAACCCUAUUCUUGGGGAGACCCAUCAUGUUUCUAGGGGCACCCUUAAUGUCCUACUCGAACAAGUUUCACAUCAUCCACCAGUAGCUGCACUUCAUGCCACUGAUGAGAAACAUAACAUAGAAAUGAUAUGGUGUCAUCACUUUUCUCCUAAAUAUCGUGGUACAAGUGUGGAAACAGAAAUGCAUGGAAAGAGGCAACUAAAGCUUUUGAAUCAUGGGGAAACUUAUGUAAUGAAUUGCCCAAGUUUGGUAUUCAAAUUCAUUCCAACAAAGGCCUUUGAAUGGAGUGGGAAAGUGAAGAUCCAAUGCCAAGAGACUGCCCUCACUGCUGAAAUCUCUUAUAAAGGCCUUAGCUUUUUAGGUCGCAAAUCAAAUAGCAGAUCCAUCAAUGGCAAGAUUUUUGCUCAAUCUUUCUCUAUCAAAACCCUAUGUGAUAUUGAUGGCCAAUGGGAUAGAACUGUUACACUGAAGUACCACAGUGGGAGUGCCAAAGUUAUAUACAAUGCAAUUGAAGUGAUUUCCAACUUAAAAACUCCUGUUGUUCUUGACCCUAAGGGUGUUAAAGCAACAGAAUCAGCCAAGGUGUGGGGGGAAGUGAGCCAAGGGAUAUUGAGCAAAGAUUGGAAAAAAGCAAAGAAAGCAAAGAUGGCAGUGGAAGAAAGGCAAAGGGAGCUUGCAAAAGAGAGGGAGUCAAGAAAAGAGACUUGGGUUCCUAAGCAUUUCAAGCUCUCUUACUCCAAAGAAAAUGGUUGGGAUUGCUCUCCUAUUCAACCCACUGUCCCACCAGCCCCCAUUGUUGUCCCAAUUGAUUAAUAUCUUUGCUUUACUAUAAAGUUCAUAUCUAUCUAUCCUAUAACUUCCACAUGGUGGAAAAAAAAUAAAAGUUUAAGAAAUGCUAUGGUUGACAAUGUAGUAAAUCCCAAUUGUAAAAUGUUGAAAACCUUUGUUUGUUUAUUCUCUUUAAAUAGUAUGAA